Molecule: messenger RNA, 4459 nt
Organism: Cottoperca gobio
Lineage: Eukaryota; Metazoa; Chordata; Actinopteri; Perciformes; Bovichtidae
Product: probable G-protein coupled receptor 21
Exons: 1
Coding region: 523-1593 (356 amino acids)
Biological process (GO): G protein-coupled receptor signaling pathway
Cellular component (GO): membrane
Molecular function (GO): G protein-coupled receptor activity
Source: RefSeq, a predicted model, not a curated record
UUGCUGAGACAGUCGUCAUUGUCAGCGUGAAGGAGUGUUAACAUCGGAGCUACCGGGAAAUUUGGCAUCGUUUUUCCCUCCCUUUUCCUUUGCAAAGAGCGGAAGUGGAUGCCUUGAUUUUUUUUCUUGUGGCAGUGUGCCGGUGCAGAGUGCUUACCUCAGGAUUUACAGUCUAGGGGUGGGGGUAUGAUAAACAGCCGCGAUGGGAGGACGGUUAGCACUGCAACAUCAGACUGGCAGCUCUUGUUCUACAUAGUUUUCUUUUGUUUUCUUCUCGAGAUUGCGCACAUAUUUCACACCCAGCAGCAGCAGCAGAGUCUGGCUGCGUUUUGCAUUGAUCGAUGGAUUACUGCUACUUUAAGGACGUGCUGCCUGCCCGCUGAAGAAGGAAAGAUGCUGAGUUAGAAAGAACAGGAGCACUCUUUGUUUUUAAAGCAGAAGACGGGACAAGCAACUUCAGGAUUAGAAAAGAGACCUGGAUGAAACCGCCCCCUGCUGCUCCCUCCCCCCUCCAGUCCAAACAUGAACUCUUCCUCCGAUGCGAACCAAAGCGUCUCUUCCCCGUUUUGCCUGCUGGGCGCCGUGGGUUACUCCCGCAGCCUGGAUACAUGCGUGCUGGAGGUGGUCAUCAUCCUCUUCCUCACUGUGCUCAUCAUCGCUGGCAACCUGGUGGUGAUCUUCGUCUUCCACUGCGCCCCACUGCUGCACCACCACACCACCAGCCACUUCAUCCAGACCAUGGCGUAUGCUGACCUGCUGGUUGGCGUCAGCUGCCUGGUGCCCUCGCUGUCUCUCCUCCACUACCUUCGAGGCCUGAAUGAGGAGCUCACCUGCAAGGCGUUCGGCUAUAUGGUUUCUGUGCUGAAGAGCGUCUCCAUGGCCUCACUGGCGUGCAUCAGCGUGGACCGCUACAUCGCCAUCACCCGCCCACUGUCGUACGCCACACUGGUGACGCCAUGCCGGCUUAGAGUGUGCAUUGUCCUCAUCUGGGUUUACUCCGCUUUGAUCUUCCUGCCAUCCUUCUUCGACUGGGGGAAGCCAGGUUACCACGGGGACAUAUUUCAGUGGUGCGCAGUCUCUUGGAAGACCAACCCGGGGUUCAGCACCUUCAUCGUUGCACUACUCUAUGCACCAGCAGCGCUCACCGUCUGCUUCACCUACGGGAGUAUAUUUCGGAUCUGCCGGCAGCACACGAGGGAGAUAACCCAGCGCCACGCCCGCUUCAGCUCACAGACCGCGGGCGAUAAAGGUGAGCGGGGGGAGCGGUGCGAGGGCUGCCCAGACAAACGCUACGCCAUGGUGCUGUUCCGCAUCACCAGUGUCUUCUACGUGCUGUGGAUGCCCUACAUCCUCUACUUCCUCCUGGAAAGCGCUGGGCUGUAUCACCAUAAGGUGGCGUCCUUCCUCACAACAUGGUUGGCGAUUAGCAACAGCUUCUGUAACUGUCUCAUCUACAGCCUCUCCAACAGCGUCUUCAGGAAAGGUCUUGGCAGCCUCUUUAGCCCGUUGUUUCCCUCCUGCCUCGGCUGCAUGGAUGCCAAAAAGGCUCCAGCUCCUGUCGCUCCGCGAGCAGACCCUCGAUGUCAAGUAUGAGUCCUGAUGGAUUUGGUUUGGUCACUUUGGAAGGCAUCAACCCUCUGUUUGUGUGUGCUUUGCUCUCAGCUGCGUAGCAUGACACAGGUCUUUUUGGACCCGCAGUGAAGUGUGAUGAGGACAUCCUGCACGGACCACGGAGAGGUGCCCGUGCAGAUGCCUGUCGGUCGUCUCAAAGGCUAAUUUUGUGGAGGCUGUGAAGCUUCUCGAAUGCUCUUUAGUGUGAUGCCGCUCUAUCACGGCUGCAAAGAUCACAAGCUGACAACACGGAGUAAAUGAGUUUGAUGUCGAGGGAGAGCGUGGACUGUAGGAAUAAGAUUCAUGUGCGAUACUUCAGAGGAUUUAAUAAGCACUUCUGUCUGCACUGACUUUACAACUCCCAGAUGCAAAAAAAGGAAAGCACAGCGCGACUUGUGUUGUGUGAUCCGCUGACAUGCAAAAAAUAUUUUCAAUCUUUUCAAGCCUGACUGAAAAAAUCUGAAAAAUGUCUUGGUUCUUUCAGGGUAGACUUAGGUGAUGCAAAACAAAUAAUUAAAAAAAACAGUUAAACACUUGAAACGGACUACUGAUCUGUUUCCAUUAGGGAACUCCGGAUGCUAAUGAGUUAAUGAGUGAAUGAAAAAUCAUUCAUCUGAUAAUCUGUGUGUCAGUUGUGUGUGUGUGUGUGUGUGUGAGAGUAGAUUGAGGUUUAUUUCGGAGCUUGUGUGUUUUUACAAAAGGAUUUCUCUCAUUUGAAGCUGGGUGUUUGUGGGAAGCUCCAAGUAUGUUUACACAGUCACAGGCUUUACAUGAAAUUGUUGAUUUAGGAAUUAGCUUUACUUUCUAAGGUGGCCACGGACCGGGGAGGUUUUUUUUCCUGUCGCCUGUUGCCUGACAGCCACGUAUCCUCGUCAGAGAGACAAUACAUUUUAUUUUUUUGAAGACCUGUAUUCUCUGUUUGCGUUUCCUCCUCAGGUUUAUCAGCAGUACUUUGUUAAGCCUCUGGGCUGCUUGCCUUUUGAUCUGUACAUGACUCUUAAAUCACAAGCCACGUAGCGUCUUAAGAUAAUCACCUCCUGACUCGUCGACUGAUGAUGAUCUGUCUGCUGUCUGUCGGGAUCCACAUGGCCUCCAAGCCAACACUAACUUCGUUGUAAUCUGUAAUUUUAUCGUGAGCCCUCCAGCAGCUGAUGGCGUUUCGUGUAAUCGCUGUGCAUCUCAAGCCCAACCUCAGAGUGUAGGAGGGUCAGAGCACUUUUUCUAAGAGCCAGUGACCGCUUGUGGCUUUGUGUAAAUAUACUUCAAAGUUUAAAUAUUGAAUCAGCGGAUAACUGUAAAGUAGACCGCCAGGAUUACAAAUGAUUUUUUGGAUGAAGUAUUAAGUUUUCUAAGAUUAUUUAUUUGUCACAGCCAAAAGGUCCGACACUCUACACUCGAGACGGAGCCUGUUUUUUUUACAGUGUUGAGAAGAAGUGUUUUUUUACAUACUGCAGGCAGAUUUAAGAUGUCGGAUUUAAAGUCACAAUGAAAUGGUAUUUCUGAGAGCGUCUUGCUCCUGAAUUUGAUAUAUUUGUGGUAGAAAAAGAAGAGCGAACAAAAAACAAAAUAAAAGCUUUGGGAGGGUUGUUCAGAAAAACACUGUUACUGCUACUGUAUGAGCAAAGGUUUAUGGACAGCCAAACCAUAUAGUGUCUGUGGCUGUUUAAAGGUUUGGGCUCCUUAAAUCCAAUUAGGGGAACUUUUUAAAGUAACAUCAUACUUUGUUUUUUUCAAAGGCAAAUCACAGUAUUUGAUCAAAAUUGGACUUAUUUUUGUACUAUGUAAAAAACAUUAUGCCAUAGAAAUGGAUAUUUUCCAUGAAAACCGCAUGCCAGAUUAUUUGUAAAUAAUAAAACUGAACUAAAAAACCAAACCACAGUUUACAACACUUCCACAUUAAUAAACAUAGCUGUCAGAAAGCUGAACCAGAAAUAGCCGAGAGGCUAAAGAGCCUGCUGUUUCCGUUUACUGCAAAAGAAAAAGCCAACUAAGCAAGAGGGCUUUAUCCAGUUAUGUUUAGUCUUAGCUUAAUCCAUGUUUUUACUGUUUUUUCUCAACUAAUAUGUGUAAAUUACAUUUUUUAUGAACAUGCAUCUUGAUAAUAUAACUUUGUUACCCCACAUAACUAAAGUGGUAGCUAAAUUUAAGCAUGAUGGCGAAUAAGUCAAAGUUGAGAUUGUAGUUAACAUGAUAACAUUUUUUGUGGACAAGCUACUUGUAAAUCACAUAUUUAAAUAUAUUAAUUUAUUUUGUUGAUUUCAGGGUAAUUAUUAACAAAUAGUGUAUUGAAAGCUAAAAAGAAUACGUAUAUAUAGGCCUACUUUAUUUAUGUUUUGUCAGAUCCAAUGAAUUUAGGGGUAAGAAGACUAAAUGAAUGCAGCUCAUCUCAUUGAUCUGUUACAGUUUCCCAACUGCCUUUAACCUUAAAUAGAGCUGAAACUCACCAAUACGUUUAUUAUCGAUUAAUCAAUUAAAUGUCAGAAAAUAGGGGAAAAUGUCCAUCCCAGUUUUUUCAAAGUCCAAGGUGAUGUUUUUAAAUGUCUGGUUUGUCAGUCCAGAGCCCAAAGAUAUCCAGUUUAAUGUGAUAGCAGGACCCCUCCUUAUUUUAGAGGCUGAAAACAGAAUUGUUUGUCAUUUUUGAAUGAAAGAUAUUAAUCGACCAAUCGUUGCAGCUCUACCGUUAAACCCUUCAGCUUUUCUUUAGGGGGCCCACAAACAUUUUGUCAUGAAGUAUAAUUAAACAUGCAUUGAUUAUUACUUGUGUUAAAUGUGUUCCCGGUAGGACUUUGGAAUAAAAAUAUGGGAACAUUUGAAAAAUGUACAUUUCGUGUUACACAUGUACAAGGGA